This is a messenger RNA of Lactuca saligna, 2550 nucleotides long. The record is from the annotation of a GenBank genome assembly. Lineage: Eukaryota; Viridiplantae; Streptophyta; Magnoliopsida; Asterales; Asteraceae.
AUGAAUCAUUGUGUUUACUUAAUUUUCUUAAUUCUAUUGUUCUUCAUUGUGGCUAAAACUGGCAGCCAAUUGGUGGUAGUGGGAGAAGGAGGAGGAGAUGAUACUUAUAAUGAUGUUAACAUGAAAAAAAAGUGUUUGGAUAAGGAGAGACUGGUUCUACUUCUUUUCAAAGCUCCCCUUCAAGACCCAUAUGGCCAUCUCUCUACAUGGAUAGCUGAUAAACAUGAUUGCUGUGAAUGGAAAGGAGUCAUGUGCGAUGAACAAACAGGUCAUGUCACAGAGCUUGAUAUGAGCUUUUAUAGUCUUGGAGAGUUUGGAAACCUCACCAACUUGGAAGUUCUUCGACUUGGAAAUGUUGAAAGGUGUAGAGUUGAAAAGGUAGAGUGGUUGUCUCAUCUCUCUCAUUUGGAAGAACUUGAUAUGGAUGGGAUUUCACUAGCAAAAGCAGAUCAUUGGGUAGAUGUAAUUUCGAGUCUCCAAAAACUAUCAGUUUUAAGUUUAGAGGGAUGUGAGCUGUCACAGGUCAUGAAUCCAUAUUCUUCAUUUCUCAAUUCUUCUUCUUCAUCUAUUGUUAAGCUUUAUCUCAAUGACAACAAUCUCAACUCGUCCAUGUAUCGUUGGUUGUUCCCAUUAACCAGCAAUAGCAUUCAAAUCCUUGAUCUUACCAGCAACAUGUUAGAUGGGAUACCCAAAUAUCUUGGUAACCUCUGUAAUCUAAAAACUUUUUACUUCGAUAACAACUCUGCGGUUGUCAAAUUUCCUGAUUUUCUCCACAACUUGUCUGGAUGCACAUCCCUUUCAUUACAAAGAUUUUAUGCUACAAGAAGCCAAUUUACAGGUCCAUUUUCCGAUGAGAUCCAAAACUUUUCAUCCCUAAUAUGGUUGUACCUAUCUGAUAAUCAUUUAAAUGGAAGUAUAAGUGAGAAACUGUGGGAACUACCCAGCCUUGAAACUGUUAUUGUUUCCUUUAAUAAUGUUACAGCUCCUUCCACAUCUCACCUGUCAAGCCUUUCUUCUAUACAGUCCAUUGAUCUGCGUUCUUCCAAUAUAGGGCCUCUCUUCCCCAAAUGGAUUCAGACACUCAAAAAUCUCACCCGUCUUGAUCUUUCCAAUUCUGGAAUUUCAGACACAAUUCCUCUGGAGUUUUGGGACACGUGGCCUUCUCGUUUAGGUUAUCUGAAUCUUUCUUCCAACAACAUUAGCACAAAAGUACCAGAUUUAUUAUCAAAUUUUGCCAACACUUCGGUGAUAGAUUUGAGUUUCAACAACUUUUAUGGUUCAAUUCCAAAUGUUCCUUCCAUUUUGUCAACAUUAGAUCUGUCCAGAAACAAAUUCUCUGGAGGAAUCUCCUUCAUAUGUCAAAUUGUUGGUGGGCCAUUAUCUUUUCUUGAUCUCUCUCAUAACUCCUUAACCGGACAACUCCCGGACUGUUUGUGGCAUUUCGAACAUCUAGAAGUUCUUAAUCUCGGACACAACAAUCUAUUUGGAAGGCUUCCUCCCUCUAUUGGAUCCUUGGUAGAACUCAAGAUGUUGUAUUUAUACAAGAACAACUUCUCUGGAGAAUUGCCUUUGUCUUUAAAGAAUUGCACAAGUUUGAUCUCAUUGAAUUUGGGGGCCAACAAGUUUUCUGGUAAUGUGCCAGUUUGGAUUGGGGAAAACUUAUCAGGGUUGUAUUUUCUAAUCCUAAGAUCAAACAACUUUUUUGGAACCAUUCCCUUACAGUCAUGUCAAUUAGCAAAUCUUCAAAUUCUAGACCUGUCAAUGAACAAUCUCCAAGGAACCAUCCCCUCAUGUUUGAGUAAUCUUACAAGUAUGGUUCAACAAGUAUUCUCAGAAGACGUAACGUAUACUAGAAUUCUAGGAACAGAGGCUGUUGUAGCUGACACAUAUAUUGUCCAUGCGAUGAUUGAGUGGCAAGGAGAUGAACGUGAAUUUUCUACCACUCUGAAAUUGGUGAAGAGCAUUGACCUGUCAAGCAACAAUUUAACAGGACAAAUCCCAUAUGAAAUUACCAAUCUUCAUGACUUGGUGUCCCUGUCCUUGUCAAAUAACAAUCUAUUUGGAGAGAUUCCGCAGAAGAUUGGUAAGAUGGAAAACCUUUUGACUUUGGAUUUAUCCAGAAACAAUUUUUCAGGAGGGAUACCACCAGACAUGUCUCAGAUGAGUUUACUGAAUUACCUAGACUUGUCAUAUAAUAACUUGUCUGGAAGAAUCCCAUCUAGCACACAACUCCAGUCCUUUCCACCUUCAACAUACAGUGGAAACGCACGUCUAUGUGGACCUCCCCUUACCAAAAAAUGUCCUGGAGAUGAAGAAUCAGAAGUACCACCUCUGAUUGGUAAAGGUGAGGGUGAUGGGGAAGACACAGAUGAUGAGAGAUGGUUUUAUCUUGGUGGGGGCAUGGGUUUUGCUACUGGAUUUUGGAUAGCAUGUGGCAGUUUACUUCUCAACCGCCGAUGGAGACAUGCAUUUUUUCACUUUUUUGAUAGCUUCAAAGAUUGGGUUUAUGUCAAGGUGGUUGUGUUCAUUGCAAAUUUUGCAAAAGGCUAG